UUAAACUCUAACAAGGUGAAAGUUUGCGGUGAAGGUUGUACUUAAAUAGUAAUGCGGCCAGAAAAAAUUCAUUUUUUUCUCCCCUUCUCCUAGCUUCCAGUGAGCGGAGGUGUCAGUGCGAGCCAGCCACCGCACCGAAGCUGGCGGCCAUGGAUCCGGACGCGGCGGAGUGGCCGUGCAUCAUCCAGGCGCUCCCGGCGCUGCCGCCGUCGCCGUCGUCAUCGGGAGCCCUGAGGCUCCCGACCAUGGUGCAGGCCCUCCCGGCCGCCACGGAGCCGCCGCUCGCCGCCGCCUCCGCCUCCAGGUCGAGGGCACGCCGGUCCGAGCCGCCCAGCCCGCGCCGCACCCGCUCCGGCGGCGCGCCGGAGUGGACCCCGGCCGAGACGCUCGCGCUCGUCGCGGAGGUCGCGGCGGUCGACGACGGGUGGUCCCGCUCCGUCUCUGCCUUCCAGAAGUGGGCCAUUGUCGCGGAGAACCUCGCCUACUCCCCCGCGUCGCGGGGGAAGGCGAGGGGGAGGGGGAGGGCGGCCAGCGAGUGCAGGCGCCGGUGGGAGAUGCUCGCCGCGGAGUACGGGGCGGUGCGGCGGUGGGAGGUGCGGGGCGGGGGUGGGUACUGGGGGAUGAGCGCCACCGCGAGGAGGAAGGCCGGGCUACCUGCGGACUUCGACGCCGAGGUCUACGGCGCCAUGGAGGCGCUCACCCUCGUCGAGGAGGCGCUUCUCGCCGAUACCGCCAUCGCCGCCGCCGGAGAAGAGGUGCAGGGCUUGGUCGGUGCCGUUGGCAGCGGCAGUGGUGCCGAUGAGAUUGGUCAAAAGAGCGCCGGUGAGGCUGGGGAAGCAAACGAAGGUGAUGCUGUGAAACAGGAUGAGGAUGACGAUGGCGGCGAGGAGGAGGAGGAGGAGGAGGAGGAUGGCAAUGAAAUGGUGGAGGAGGAAGACGAUGACAAUGACAAUGACAAUGACAACGAAGGCACACAAGUAGAUGGGGGAAAUGCCACUGCUUCUGAUGGUGGUUUGGUAAGUGAAACAGAAGAAAACAAUGAGUUGAACAAAAGCCAAAUUGAUGGAUGUCAACUGGCCAACAAGUUACAAGAGAACGCGCAGCAUAUCCAUAUGCUACUCAAAGAGGAGGCAGGCGAAGGCCAGAACCACAAUAUUGCUAUCUCAUCUGAUGCUAUGGAGACCACUCGCCAAAAAGCCGAUGAGCUUAUCAAAUCGCUGGGUGGGCUUGUGAGCUACCUGAACCAGUUCACUGAUCUGAUCAAGGAGAAUGGAUUCGAGAAUGUAGUCGGUAUGAGCUGAUCUAUGAUGAACUAAAUCUCUAGUAGGAUGUAGGUUCCCUUUGGAGGGUUAAAUCAGUCUGCCAGAAAUUCGCCAUGUUCUACCUUCCCCAUCGUUGUAAAUAUGAGUGCACUGUAAGAUGCUUCUAACGAAAUUCUGUAGGUUUGUGGCAAAUAAUUAAGUGUCUGCCUAGGUUUUCUGUCAAUCAGUUCCUACAGUAGUUGGAUUUAACCAAGCCCAACAACACGCACAGAUCUUCAAGCAUAUAUAAUGGCCUAAUUUUU
Messenger RNA from Oryza brachyantha (malo sina), 1564 nucleotides. Its product is annotated as trihelix transcription factor ASR3-like. NCBI's taxonomy places the organism in Eukaryota, Viridiplantae, Streptophyta, Magnoliopsida, Poales, Poaceae. The record is from RefSeq and is a predicted model, not a curated record. Bases 150 to 1301 code for a protein of 383 amino acids. The transcript has 2 exons.